ACAGACAAGACUCGGCCACUCAGUGGUUCACAGGGAUCAUCACACAUCAUGACCUCUUCAGCCGUAAUAUGGUUGUGAUGAAUGACCAGGUUCUAGAGCCCCAGAACGUUGACCCCUCUAUGAUCCAGAUGACCUUUCUGGACGAUGUGGUCCACUCUCUGCUGAAAGGAGAGAACAUCGGUAUCCAGUCCCGACGCAGGUCCCGUUCCAACCAGAACAACUCUGCCCACGGUCACUACACCCGCGCCCAAGCCAACAGCCCCAGACCAGUCAUGAACUCCUCUGGCGGGGCAGUGAAGCAGGGGUCAGGGGUCACCACCCAGCAGGGUCAAGGUCAGGGCGGGUCCCAGAGCCAGCACUCCCCUUGCCAGGAACAGACGCAGCACCGCGGACCUGGCUUCUCCAGGAGGAAGGGAUCUGACAGCAGUGUCCCUGAUGAUGACUUCAAGGGAGACAACGUGGACUGUAACGAGAGAGCAGGGAGAGGAGGUGAGGAUGAUGGGGAAGAUAGAACAAGAGGUGAGGAGAUCGUGGACGCUGGAGGAAUUUCACCUGUUUUACUUCAUGUACUGUGUGGUCAAGCUGUUCCAUUGACCUGAGAUGAGUAGAGCUCUGAAAGCAUUUAG
Molecule: messenger RNA, 626 nt
Organism: Oncorhynchus keta (chum salmon)
Lineage: Eukaryota; Metazoa; Chordata; Actinopteri; Salmoniformes; Salmonidae
Product: probable JmjC domain-containing histone demethylation protein 2C
Exons: 3
Coding region: 69-599 (176 amino acids)
Source: RefSeq, a predicted model, not a curated record